Labrus bergylta (ballan wrasse) is the source of this 1284-nucleotide messenger RNA. It is a transcript of the gene gosr1, whose product is annotated as golgi SNAP receptor complex member 1. Gene Ontology annotation, biological process: vesicle fusion; endoplasmic reticulum to Golgi vesicle-mediated transport. NCBI's taxonomy places the organism in Eukaryota, Metazoa, Chordata, Actinopteri, Labriformes, Labridae. Gene Ontology annotation, cellular component: SNARE complex; Golgi membrane; cis-Golgi network. The record is from RefSeq and is a predicted model, not a curated record. Gene Ontology annotation, molecular function: SNAP receptor activity.
UGACGUCUUCCCCUGACACGUGACGCAACCCGGAACUUGGUGACGUCCCAGAACAACAAAGAUGGCAGGAAUAGGAGGCAGUAACUACUGGGAAGAUCUGCGAAAGCAGGCCAGACAGCUGGAGAAUGAACUGGACCUGAAGUUGGUCUCCUUCAGUAAGCUGUGCACCAGCUACAGCAGCUCUAGGGAUGGACGUCGAGGAGACACGUCAGACACCACCCCCUUGCUAAACAACUCCACCCAGGACAGGAUGUUUGACACCAUGUCAGUGGAGAUUGAACAACUUCUGUCCAAACUGACUGGAGUUAAUGACAAGAUGGCGGAGUAUACCAACGCCUCGGGAACAACUUCUAUCAACGCUGCACUUAUGCACACGCUCCAGAGACACAGAGACAUCCUACAGGAUUACACACAUGAAUUCCACAAAACCAAAGGCAACUUCUUGGCCAUCCGGGAAAGAGAAGACCUGCUCGGGUCUGUCAGGAAAGACAUCGAGACAUACAAGAGUGGCUCCGGGGUCAACAACAGAAGAACAGAGCUGUUUCUUAAGGAACAUGACCACCUGAGAAAUUCGGACAGAGUGAUGGAUGACACAAUAAGUAUUGCAAUGGCGACCAAGGAGAACAUGACAUCCCAGAGGGGCUAUCUGAAGUCCAUACAAAGCCGGGUCAACACCUUGGCCAACCGUUUCCCGACCAUCAAUAAUCUCAUCCAGCGAAUCAACCUGCGGAAAAGACGGGACUCCCUCAUCCUGGGUGCAGUGGUCGGCGUCUGCACCAUCCUCCUUCUGCUUUAUGCUUUUCACUGAAGGAUCGGACCUCGUGGAAUCUUUGGGGAAAAAAAAAAAAAAAAGGAGCAGGAUCGAUAUACUCUUUUGUAGCGUGGUACCCUCUGGAGACUGAGCUCAGAGGUUGGAGGACCCUGGAGACCUCCCUGAGCAGAAGGACUUUCAGUCUGUCCAGUUCAUAGGCGAGAACAAAUAUCACCAACAUGAACUACUGAACUUGUAUUUACAGGUGGGACUACAAGGAAAUGCUGGUGGUUGAGUGCUCAUCGGCCAAAUGUGAGAGUGAAGAUGAAGAAGUACAACUAAGACAUGAUUUUAAAGAAAUUCUAUUAUUAAUUCGAAGCUGAGGGAAGUUUUGAGCAGACUGUGAAAAUGUGUGAUGCAUUUUGUUUUUCACAGGUGGAAGGAUUUGAGUUGAGUGGUCCUAUUUUAAAUGAUGGAGUGGGAUGGAUAGUACAUUCUGUAAAAUGUGAAAUAAUAAAUUAUUCAUAUCAGUA